ACUUUGGCAACAAACAACAAAGAGAGAAACAUGGCGUCUUUUGCAACCAUCGCCGCCGUACAACCUUCCGCCGCCGUGAAAGGACUUGGAGGUAGUUCUCUCGCCGGAGCUAAGCUCUUCAUCAAGCCUUCUCGCCAAAGCUUCAAAACCAAAUCCACCAGAGCUGGUGCUGUGGUGGCUAAGUAUGGAGACAAAAGUGUAUACUUUGAUUUAGAAGAUUUGGGUAACACAACAGGACAAUGGGAUGUUUAUGGAUCUGAUGCUCCUUCUCCAUAUAACCCACUUCAGAGCAAGUUCUUUGAGACAUUUGCUGCUCCUUUCACAAAGAGAGGUUUGCUUCUCAAGUUUUUGAUUCUUGGAGGAGGUUCUUUGCUUACUUAUGUCAGCGCGAACUCAACCGGCGAUGUUCUUCCCAUUAAGAGAGGUCCUCAAGAGCCGCCUAAGCUCGGUCCUCGCGGCAAGCUUUAAAUUAGCUUUCUAAAGCUUUGAAAAAGUCUGAAACUUUCUUCCCAAUUCUGUGAACCCUUUUUAAUGAUUUAUGUAUAUUGUUGUGUUGUGUUAAUUGCUUUGUAAGCUAGUGAUGAAUCAAUGAAAAAGCAUUUCAAGU
Arabidopsis arenosa is the source of this 607-nucleotide messenger RNA. The record is from the annotation of a GenBank genome assembly. NCBI's taxonomy places the organism in Eukaryota, Viridiplantae, Streptophyta, Magnoliopsida, Brassicales, Brassicaceae.